GCGCACGCGCAUAUCUGGCCAGUGUCGAUACCGGCGAGGGGAAAAUGGCGGUGGAGGGGCCGGAGCAGAUGGACCUGGAUGAGGGCAAGGGUGGGACAGGGCUGCGCCAGUAUUACCUGUCCAAGAUUGAGGAGCUGCAGUUGAUAGUUAAUGAUAAGAGCCAGAAUCUCAGACGUCUGCAGGCCCAGCGGAAUGAACUUAAUGCCAAGGUACGCCUGCUUCGUGAGGAGUUGCAGCUUCUGCAGGAACAGGGUUCCUAUGUGGGUGAAGUUGUGAGGGCUAUGGACAAAAAAAAGGUGCUAGUCAAGGUUCACCCAGAAGGCAAGUUUGUGGUUGAUGUGGAUAAAAACAUAGACAUCAAUGAUGUGACACCAAACUGUCGUGUUGCUCUGAGAAAUGAUAGCUACACACUCCACAAGAUAUUACCAAACAAAGUUGACCCUCUGGUUUCAUUGAUGAUGGUGGAGAAAGUCCCAGAUUCCACUUAUGAGAUGAUUGGUGGCCUUGACAAGCAGAUCAAAGAGAUUAAGGAAGUGAUUGAGCUUCCAGUCAAACAUCCAGAGCUUUUUGAAGCUUUGGGCAUUGCUCAACCAAAGGGUGUGCUAUUGUAUGGACCCCCUGGUACUGGAAAAACUUUGCUGGCCCGGGCAGUGGCUCAUCAUACUGACUGUACCUUCAUCCGUGUCUCUGGCUCUGAGCUUGUGCAGAAAUUCAUUGGAGAAGGUGCACGAAUGGUGCGUGAGCUUUUUGUCAUGGCACGGGAGCAUGCUCCUUCCAUCAUCUUCAUGGAUGAGAUUGACUCCAUUGGUUCUUCUCGCUUGGAAGGCGGAUCUGGUGGGGACAGUGAGGUACAGCGCACAAUGUUGGAAUUGCUCAACCAGCUUGAUGGUUUUGAGGCCACUAAGAACAUCAAGGUAAUUAUGGCAACCAAUCGCAUAGACAUCUUGGAUUCAGCCCUGCUUCGUCCUGGCCGCAUUGAUAGAAAAAUUGAAUUCCCACCUCCAAAUGAAGAGGCUCGACUAGACAUCCUGAAGAUUCACUCUCGUAAGAUGAAUCUGACAAGAGGGAUCAAUCUGCGGAAGAUUGCAGAACUAAUGCCGGGGGCUUCCGGGGCUGAGGUCAAGGGUGUGUGUACAGAGGCUGGAAUGUAUGCAUUGAGGGAGAGGAGGGUACACGUCACUCAAGAAGACUUCGAAAUGGCUGUAGCAAAGGUGAUGCAAAAAGACAGUGAGAAGAAUAUGUCUAUCAAGAAGCUCUGGAAGUAAUAAAAAGUUGCUGCUGUUUGAUCAAGUUA
Messenger RNA from Candoia aspera, 1294 nucleotides. It is a transcript of the gene PSMC5, whose product is annotated as proteasome 26S subunit, ATPase 5. Gene Ontology annotation, biological process: proteasome-mediated ubiquitin-dependent protein catabolic process. The record is from RefSeq and is a predicted model, not a curated record. Gene Ontology annotation, molecular function: ATP hydrolysis activity; proteasome-activating activity; ATP binding. Gene Ontology annotation, cellular component: proteasome regulatory particle, base subcomplex. The coding region runs from base 45 to 1265 and encodes 406 amino acids. NCBI's taxonomy places the organism in Eukaryota, Metazoa, Chordata, Lepidosauria, Squamata, Candoiidae. The transcript has 12 exons.